Dendrobium catenatum is the source of this 2436-nucleotide messenger RNA. RefSeq names its product neutral/alkaline invertase 1, mitochondrial-like. The coding region runs from base 203 to 2038 and encodes 611 amino acids. The record is from RefSeq and is a predicted model, not a curated record. Gene Ontology annotation, biological process: sucrose catabolic process. The transcript has 6 exons. Gene Ontology annotation, molecular function: endo-alpha-N-acetylgalactosaminidase activity; sucrose alpha-glucosidase activity. Gene Ontology annotation, cellular component: mitochondrion. Lineage: Eukaryota; Viridiplantae; Streptophyta; Magnoliopsida; Asparagales; Orchidaceae.
CGAAUCUUCCACUUCGCAAAAGCGCACCACCCAUUUCUUCUCCCGCCUAUAAAUUCUUCCUCACGGAGCAAGAUUUUUCUCCGCGUUUUACGCCAAUUUUCUGAACUCUGUGUUUCCGCUUGAUUCUCCCACGCAAACGUCUUCGAAUUUUCCCUUACAGCUAAAAAUUAAAACCAUAUAUUGCUUUUCGAUCCUUCUUGUCAUGAAUGCAACGAGCUCGAUGCGCAUCGCGACCAUGAGGCCCUGCUUCCGGUUCCUCUUCAGGUCCGGCCAGGCCGCCGCCAUUGCCUUCCCAAAAUACCCCUUUCUGUUCCCAAAAUGCCCUCAUACCGACCUGAUUUCUUCCGCCUCUGCCUCGCGGCGGAGAGAAGCCGCGCUGGUGAGGGCGGUGGCCGGUGCACGGCCUAUGGGGACGUCGGCGGAGCCGAUCAUCGGCGGGGAGAAGGCUUUCGAUCGGAUCUAUGAGCAGGGGCUCGCGGGAAAGCCGAUCGUGAUCGAGAGGGUGGAACCCGGGCCAGCGCCGGAGGUGGAGAAGAAGGAGGAGCUGGCUAGUGGGAGGCAUGAGACGGAGGAGGAGAAGGAAGCGUGGAGAUUGUUGAAGAAGUCGGUGGUGACGUAUUGCGGGACUCCGGUGGGAACGGUGGCGGCCGACGAUCCGGUGAAUGGAGGGCAGAUGCUUAAUUACGAUCAGGUUUUUAUUAGGGAUUUCGUGCCCUCAGCGCUGGCUUUUCUACUCAAGGGGGAGACGGAGAUUGUCAGGAAUUUUCUGCUUCACACGUUGCAAUUGCAGAGCUGGGAAAAGACUGUUGACUGCUACAGCCCAGGGCAAGGAUUGAUGCCCGCCAGUUUUAAGGUUCGAACCCUGCCUUUGAGUGAUGACAAGGAAGCAUACGAGGAGGUUCUUGAUCCUGAUUUUGGUGAGUCGGCCAUUGGACGUGUAGCCCCGGUUGAUUCUGGAUUGUGGUGGAUCAUUUUGCUGAGAGCUUAUGGAAAAAUCUCUGGAGACUAUGCGUUGCAGGAACGUGUUGAUGUGCAAACAGGGAUCAGACUCAUCUUGAAUUUAUGUUUAACAGAUGGCUUUGACAUGUUUCCAACUCUCCUGGUAACUGAUGGCUCUUGCAUGAUAGAUAGAAGAAUGGGCAUCCAUGGCCAUCCUCUUGAAAUCCAAUCUUUGUUCUACUCAGCUUUACGGUGCUCCCGUGAAAUGAUCACUCCUAAUGAAGGGUCAAAGAAACUAAUUCAUGCCAUCAAUAAUCGGCUCAGUGCAUUAUCAUUUCACAUCAGAGAGUAUUAUUGGGUGGACAUGAAGAAGAUUAAUGAGAUUUAUCGAUAUAAGACAGAAGAGUACUCAUAUGACGCUGCAAACAAGUUCAAUAUAUAUCCUGAACAGAUUCCUUCAUGGCUAGUGAAUUGGAUUCCUGAUAAAGGAGGCUAUCUUAUUGGAAACGUGCAGCCUGCUCAUAUGGAUUUCAGGUUCUUUUUGCUUGGAAAUCUCUGGGCCAUAUCUUCAUCUUUAACCACACCUUGGCAAGCUGAGGGCAUCCUCAAUCUUAUAGAGGACAAAUGGGAUGAUCUUGUGGGAAAUAUGCCUCUAAAGAUAUGUUACCCUGGACUAGAGAAUGACGAAUGGCGCAUAAUCACCGGAAGUGAUCCAAAGAACACUCCUUGGUCAUACCAUAAUGGGGGAUCUUGGCCUACUCUUUUGUGGCAGUUCACCUUGGCUUGCAUUAAGAUGGGAAGGCCUGAGUUAGCCCAAAAAGCCGUCGCAGUUGCAGAGAAGAGACUUUCAAAGGACAAAUGGCCCGAGUACUACGACACCAGAACUGGCAGGUUCAUUGGAAAGCAGUCACGGCUGUUCCAAACAUGGACUAUCGCUGGUUACUUGACCUCAAAAAUGCUUUUGGAAAGGCCAGAAUUGUGCUCCAUCCUCACCUGUGAAGAAGACCUUGAACUUCUCGAGGGCUGUUCCUGUAGCCUAAAGAAGAACGCAAGAACCAGGUGCUCUCGCCCUGCUGCUAAAUCUCAGAUUCUAAUCUAACUGCAAUUAAGAACUCAUCAUACUUCAAUUCAUAUACUUGUAUAUAAGAAAUAAUUAUGUGAAGGAAUCAGAAAAAUAAGAAGAAUGGAAAACUUUGCUGCAUGGAAGUGAAGUUUGAUUCAUUCGUCCACUCGAUACAAAGCUGCAAGCUCAUUAUUUUAGUUGAGCUGCGACUUGGUGGGUUUCCAAUUGGGUGGUUGGUUCUUAUUAGAAAUUUUUUAUUCUUAUUUUAUUAGAGUUCUUUAGAUGUUUGUGAAGUACAUAUGUGGGAAGGAAAUCAUGUAUAACAACAAAAUUCUUGCUUCUAUUCUCUAGAACUGAGGAUAGAACUUUAUCUCCUUGUAUACUGUAAUUGCCUUUAUGGAAUCAAGAAUCCCUUAAUUCCAGAAUUCUGAAAA